CUUGACGUAGUUAAAUAAUAAAACGCGAUGCAGCGAAAAUUGCUCAUGAUGUAGGUGGAUGCGUCUCACAACUGGAGAACCCAGAGCCGAAUGUCUCGAACGUUCACUCAGCUCUCCUUGUGCAACAAAAGAAAGUCGCCUAUAACUCGACGGAAAUUGAAUAAAGCAACGUGGUGAUACAGCAAAGGCUAACCAGGAAUUGUUUCAUUUACCAUAUUAUCAAUGACUAUCCCAACCGGGGACAAAGGAAGCGGAUUCUCCCACAAAUAACAGGAGUAUAGGAAGAGCAUUUUUUCCUACAAAAUGUGGAACGGGUAUUAGUUUAUGGUCGAUAGGUAAGUCGACGCUUGUUUUAAAGUUGGUCACCACAGCGACUCGACGGAAAGAGCUGACACAAAGCGCCACAGACGGGGUGAAAGACAUGGAGUCCCUGCUUCUGUGCUGUGAAGCGGACAGGCCUGCCAGGGCCUACCGGGACUCCAACCUGUUGACUGACCGGGUCCUGCGUGCGCUCCUUCGGGCUGAAGACAAGUACCUCCCAGCUCCCAACUAUUUCAAGUGCGUCCAGAGAGAAAUAGCUCCGUACAUGAGGAGGAUAGUGGCUACCUGGGUGUUGGAGGUGUGUGAGGAGCAAAGAUGUGAGGAGGAAGUUUUCCCGCUGGCUAUAAACUACAUAGACCGCUUCCUGUCAGUGGAACCCACCAAGAAGAACCACCUUCAGUUAUUGGGAGCUGCCUGUAUGUUUCUGGCAUCCAAACUCAAGGAGACAAUCCCACUCACUGCUGAUAAACUCUGCAUCUACACAGACAACUCUAUAACACCUACUCAGCUGCUGAAAAUGGAGCUACUGGUUUUGAAUAAACUCAAAUGGGACCUGGCUUCAGUAACCCCUCUUGACUUCAUCGAUCACUUCCUGUCCCAGCUGCCUGUCAGGAGAGAGAGCAGGACCAUACUCAGGAAGCACGCUCAGACCUUUGCAGAGCUGUGUGCCACAGAUAAUAAAUUCAUAGCCAGCCCUCCAUCCAUGGUAGCAGCAGGCAGCAUGGUGGCAGCAGUGGAGGGCUUACAGAUGAAAAUGGUGGGAAAUGCCUUGAUGUCACACAAACUGACAGAGCAACUUGCACAGACCAUUAGGAGUGACCCAGUAGGACUGCCUUCGAGCAUGUCAGGAACAAAUUGAGUCGCUGCUACAGACCAGUCUCAGACAAGCACAACAGCAACACUCUGUUACUGUGGAAACUAAGAACAUUGGCGAGAGGCAGGACCUCUCAACUACACCCACAGAUGUCCGUGACAUAAACAUCUGACUGAGAUGAGAAGCAGGUUGAACUGUUGAGGUAGAUCGUCAUCGUACAGCAAACUGUAGGAGCAGCUCCAUCUGUGCAGGGGAUCACAUGGAAAUAAAAUGGUCUCUAGCAUCCUGUAAAUAAACGUGUAUUAGCCUAUUCUGAAUCAUGUUGCUUCACAUUAAGCAUUUAUCAUGACCUAUACUGUGUUAUAUAGUCAUUGUGAAUUUUGUCUCUACUGCAGCCAUCUACUCUUAGCCAACUUAAGGGAACGUAAAAAAAAGAAAGAUAUUCUUAAGUUUGAAGUAAAGGAGAAGGAACUGUAUAUGUAUCUGUAAUUUUAGCUAUAGACGUUUAUUAGCAGACAGUUGACCUCCACAGCCAAAGGCUGUGGAGGUUUAUUUUACAGUGUGACCUGUAAUGCUAAAAAAUUACAUUCACAUAGCAUGUUAUAUAGCUCUGUUUUGUUGAGGUUCCUGAACUGGGAAACAAGAAAAGCUCAACUAGUUGUGCAGUAUUGAGCUAAUAAACCAUAGCUGUGGAGAUUUUAUACAAUGAGAUAAUUUCAGUACAAAAUGAAAUGUGUUAUAAACUGCCUAACUGAAAUCACUGUUCUAAUGUGAUGCAGUAUAGUGCAAAGCUGAUUCCACUAGAGGGAGGGCAGAUGAGUGGUAUUGACUAGCGACCAAAUUUAAUUUUAGUUAAGCAAUAUCAGUGUCACAUUUUUAGUAGUUAUGGGAGAUUGUAUUGGUUUUCCAUGGUUGUACUGUAAAAAAAAACAUAUUUCUCUCCCCCAUCUCAACAUGGGUGUUGUCACUUCGGUCCUCUGAAUAAUGUUCGAAGCGUCUGCAUGUAUAGUGAAUUGUUUGUCAGUCUCAUUGGACGAAAAGAACUUGAACUCUUUAUUUUCUUACAGCCACGCAUUUAGCAAGUCUGUCUGCUGUCCUGGAAAAAGGUCCGAAGCAGUACUAGUUUUGUAAAAUAAAGACCUCAGGUGUUAUUUAGUUUCUGAUAUUUAUUAUUACAUAUCACAGGAACAUUGCAAAUAAAAGUUGUACUAAAAGAGUAAA
Hippoglossus stenolepis (Pacific halibut) is the source of this 2356-nucleotide messenger RNA. Its product is annotated as G1/S-specific cyclin-D1. Bases 422 to 1180 code for a protein of 252 amino acids. Gene Ontology annotation, molecular function: cyclin-dependent protein serine/threonine kinase regulator activity. NCBI's taxonomy places the organism in Eukaryota, Metazoa, Chordata, Actinopteri, Pleuronectiformes, Pleuronectidae. The transcript is spliced from 5 exons. Gene Ontology annotation, biological process: positive regulation of G1/S transition of mitotic cell cycle; mitotic cell cycle phase transition; regulation of cyclin-dependent protein serine/threonine kinase activity. Gene Ontology annotation, cellular component: cytoplasm; nucleus; cyclin-dependent protein kinase holoenzyme complex. The record is from RefSeq and is a predicted model, not a curated record.